Messenger RNA from Lagenorhynchus albirostris (white-beaked dolphin), 270 nucleotides. RefSeq names its product SNRPN upstream reading frame protein-like. NCBI's taxonomy places the organism in Eukaryota, Metazoa, Chordata, Mammalia, Artiodactyla, Delphinidae. The transcript has a single exon. The record is from RefSeq and is a predicted model, not a curated record. The coding region runs from base 1 to 270 and encodes 89 amino acids. Gene Ontology annotation, cellular component: nuclear speck.
AUGGAACGGCCACUGGAGACAUUCUGUUCUGAGGAGCGGCCAGUGGCACGAUGGAGCAGGGCCAGGGACCGCUUACACUUGAGAUGGACCAUGGAACAGCACAUCCCAGAGGUGGAAGUCCAAGUCAAACGUAGAAGGACAGCCUCGCUACGCAACCAGGCGUGUCGCCUGUACCCGAGGUGGUCUCAGCAGCAGCAGCAAGUACCUGCGGUGGAAUUCCAUGUGGAACUGAGGCAGGCAUUCUUAGCUGAGACGCCAAGAGGUGGUUAA